AGUGUUCAAGGCAAAUGACCAUGGGUGAAGCAUGGCUUUAGGUCUAUAGACUUUGGGGAGGAGGCUUUAAGGGCUCUGGCUCUUUGUUGUCCUGGACAUUAGGUAAACAUUUGGCCUUUCAAAAGCUUCAAUAGAAAACUAAAUAAUAGGGAAACUCUUAAGUGGGGUAUGGAAUUAAUCAUUGAUUUGUAGGGUUUUGUAGCACUUUAGCGCAAGGCUUACUGGGAACUGGUCCGCAGCUCUGUGGCCAACAGAUUCUUGAGCAACGCGAUCGCCUGGACGGUUAAAAUUAGCCAUUCGUCUUCCUCUGAGAAGAUCUUUCCAGGAAAGCUGGGAAAAAGAAAGAGGACAAAAUGAAUCCAAUGGUGGAAGCUUGUGCUUGCUUUUUGGGCUUUUUGGGCUGGAUUAUGGUUGGUGUGGCCCUUCCACACCGGUACUGGAAGGAGUCUACGGUGGAUGGUAACGUUAUUACCACCUCGACCAUCUAUGAAAAUUUGUGGAUGUCCUGUGCAACGGACUCUACGGGGGUUCACAACUGCCGCGAAUUUCCAUCCUUGCUUGCCCUAAACGGGUACAUUCAGGCGUCCCGAGCGCUGAUGAUCGCCUCCAUUGUGUUUGGGACGUUUGGCCUCGUGGCGACUCUCGUAGGGAUGCAGUGCACCAAAGUGUGCGGAGAAAACUACAUCCUGAAAGGGAGAAUCACGGCCAUCGGAGGGGUGUUCUUUUUACUUCAAGGGCUUUGCACCAUGAUUGCUGUGUCUUGGUAUGCGGCCAACAUCACUCAGGAGUUCUUUGACCCGUUUUAUCCAGGGACAAAGUAUGAGAUUGGACAGGGCCUCUACAUCGGCUGGUCGUCUGCCGUACUCGCCCUCUGUGGAGGCUCCUGCCUGCUGUGUGCUUGCAAGCUAAACUCGUCCGAUGAAAAGAUCCCCUACCCGUACCAGCCAGCCUCCAGAGGACAUGUGCUGUCUACCGUGGCGACGUCUCAGUCGGCGCCAAGCAACUACGGCAGGAACGCGUAUGUCUGAGCGCCGUCCGAGGAAAAGUCAAUCCAGCAGAUCCUUUCUUUUCUUUAACUAAUAAUGAAGGUUUAAAUUUGCAAGGUAUGCCAACAAACGACCAUGUGAAUGAUUAACGGUACUUGAUUUUGUGAAUCUGCUGUAAACUGUAAGAAAUAUUUUAACUCCGUCCAUGCGACGUGAGACGUGUGAUGUUUAAACUGUUACUGCAAGAUAACUUUCCUGUUCUGUGCUUAACUGAUUUGCGGUGAAUUGCAACAAGACUGCUUAAAGAUUCAUAAUCCAAAACCUUUUUUUUACGCGACUGCGGGAGAUAUGACUGUGUAGAAUAGGAAUGUGUGAUUGUUUUAAAUGUAACGUACCCUAUUUGCACUGAAGCUUUUAAUGUACUUUUCUAUAUAAAACACGUUUGUUGUA
Messenger RNA from Fundulus heteroclitus (mummichog), 1436 nucleotides. Its product is annotated as claudin-15. Gene Ontology annotation, biological process: cell adhesion; bicellular tight junction assembly. The record is from RefSeq and is a predicted model, not a curated record. Gene Ontology annotation, molecular function: structural molecule activity. Gene Ontology annotation, cellular component: bicellular tight junction; plasma membrane. The transcript has 5 exons. Lineage: Eukaryota; Metazoa; Chordata; Actinopteri; Cyprinodontiformes; Fundulidae. Bases 354 to 1028 code for a protein of 224 amino acids.